Messenger RNA from Ectocarpus siliculosus, 4680 nucleotides. The record is from the annotation of a GenBank genome assembly. NCBI's taxonomy places the organism in Eukaryota, Phaeophyceae, Ectocarpales, Ectocarpaceae.
AUGGACUUCGAUCCCUUAGACGAGUACCUCUCCUCGUCAUCAUCCGCUUAUUCCUCUGGUGAUGACGUCGACACGGAGAACGUCGCCGGCAGCGGGAGCGAGGACCACGGCGGAACUGGAGGAGGCGGCAUGAAACCGCCCCGCAGCAAAGCUUCAGCCUCGAGAAAGCCGACAGAAAAGGUGGCACCGGCGACACGACGAGGUUCGAUAGCAACCGUAAGCGAACCCACGAAAGAAGAGCUGAAGGCACGGUCGAGCUAUCGACGCGACGUGAGGGCGCGGAAGAGGGAUCUCCGACAACGCCGACAACAGAUGACGCAGAGGCGGAGGGCCUUCAACGCAGCUGCUCUGGCGGCCGAGGAGGACGAGAGGGAGGCCGGAUUGGCGGCUGCGGCUCAAGCGGCCGCGGCAGAGGCAGAGGCGGCGGAAGCGAGAAGCAGACCCGUGCAGGUGGACGUCUCGAAGCUCGCGCACUUCCGCUACUCCAAGGUUAAGGGCACGCUGGCACUGGGCAGUGAGGAGGACUGGGUCAGCGACGGCCUCUACGAAGGGUCUUCGAUGGCAGCCUCCGACGCUGCCCACGGUGAAGACCUUCCUGCAGAGUUCUACGGUUCGGGGGCGCGACCCCGAUUCUACGACUUGUACCGCCUGGUGCAUCGCCAAAAACAAACGGUGGACGAUGACGAAGCUCUCGAAGAGUCGGAGUUCACACCACGGAGGCUGUUCCUCCGGGACACGCUAGCGAGAGGAAUAACGCCGUCACCCACCAUGAUGCGGAACAGGAAAGACCCGCACACCCUCGAUUUAGGAUUUCAGGGCUUGGGAGACCAAAUUGGGCUCUCUCUCGCGACCACUCUCCCCCUCCUGCCCAACCUAGCUUCUCUGAAUCUCAGAGAGAAUCGCCUCACGGACGCCUCCUUGAACAACAUCCUCGCUGAGGCCGUCAGGCUCGAGUGCCUCACGUCGCUCGAUCUCUCGUGCAACAAGAUCGACCACAGCGCACUGGUUCUCCGGGAGUAUGUCGCUUCUGCGAGGUGUAAAUUGCAGCGGCUCUCGUUGUCGAACGCGGACGUGGAUGAUGACGAGUGCAACUCUCUCAUGGAGGCUCUUGCGGGGAACGUUUCUGUGAAGGCGCUGGACCUCAGCCACAACAUGAUCGGCGACAAGGAGACGUACAACUUCGUCCGACCAGACUACACCACAGGGGGGGAGGCGGUUGCCGAAAUGAUCGAGACAAACACCACCCUUUGGAGCCUGGAUCUAAGCUGGAACAGCGUGAGAAUGGCGAGCGGCGUGUCCCUUGGUGAAUCUCUGGCGCACAACAGCGCGCUUACCGAGCUAAAUGUCGCGCACAACAGCCUCGCCGAUGCUGGCGUGCAAGCGAUCGCGCAAUCUCUGCGGUCCAACGGAAGCCUGAGGCUGCUGGAUAUCUCGUUCAACAACAUGAGGCCGAGGUCCGCAAUGGUUCUCGCCAACGCGCUGCUUGACAACACAUCCCUCGACCACCUUAUGAUGAGCCACAACAACGUCGGGCGCAGAGGUGCGACCGCCGUUUUCAUGGCCCUACGGCAGAGAGCCCAGGACGGAGCGGAGCUUCUCGUGGACCUUCAGAGCUGCGAGCUGGGGUCGGACGCGGGGGACGACCUGUUCGACAUGCACAACCCGUCCGGCAGAUACGAGCUUGACAUGUCGAAACCGUACGACUACAUGGUGGCCCGUAUGCUUUUAAACAUCGCCAACAAGAGCGAGGGCCUGGAACUGUCCACCGUGGAGCACACGUCCGGAGAGAGAGGGAUGUGGAAACCCGUGGUCCUUGCACGGCGUACCCCCACUUCCUCGCACAAGAACGGAGGCAAUAACUUCCAGCCUUCGGAGAGCUUUGGCGAAAAGAUUCUGGGGGCUGGCGGGGGCGGAGGAGACUGGCGAGUGCCGGCGGCGGCUUUGCUCACCUGCUCUGCCGAGGGUGAAUCUGGACGGGAGGCCAAGCCAGAAGAACUUGAGAGCUUCUUUCGAGAGCUCGGGCUGGAGCCGACGCCAAUGAUUGUCGAAAGGGUCCUCAGCAAGGGAACGAGCCCGCAGCUGCUGCAAGUGAGGAUGGGAGAGGUGGCGAUGGCGACACCGCGGGACUCGCUCCAGACCCAGCUGAUGGGCCCGGGCGCUCAAGACGUUGCUUCAGAAUCGGUCGACAGCCGCCCUUCAACCCCGCGAAGACCGGCCAGUGCAGCCCGGAAGCGGCGCGUUCCAACCGCCGGCUUGAGCAAGAGCUCCAGAGACGAUCCGUUCGACGGAAGGAGCAGCGACUGUAGCAGCAGCACCGUCGCGAAGAGCAGCAGAAGCAGGGACGGCCUGAAGACGCCCUUCGACAUGGCCAAGCACGUCUUCCACCUGCUCUUUCUAGAGGUGGACCUGGACCGGUCCGGAUGCAUCGACAACAAGGAGUUCGGGGAGAUGCUGCUGCAGCUGGGGAAGAACAUCGGGCCCGACGUCGCGCGCCACUGUAUCGUCAGCUACGACAUCGACCGAAGCAACACCAUCGAAGCCGACGAGUUCGUCGAUUUCAUGACCCAUGAGUUCCUUGCGCCGGCCCUGCCCUCUCCCGGAGUGCUCUGCGAGACCUCGGGCAACCGUGCGUGGACCAUCCCCAGGGAGGGCCGGUUGCGGAUGACGGUUUUGGCGGACUAUGUCGCCCCCGCUCCUAUCGAGGUGGCCUCUCAGGAAGCUGUCGACUCGCUCAUCUCCAACAUCAGAUACUCGGCAAAGACAGAGCAAGACAGGCUGGAGAUGUUUCAGCUAGCGACGGAGGGCACCGACUUCUACAUGACGAGUCUCAACGCCCAGGCUUUGAUAGACGAGUGGAACAACGGCAUGAAUCUCGUCGACAUCCUGGAGAUAUUACUGCCACAGAUGUCAUCAGAUCGGAACGUGGUGUCUCUUAUCGAGAACAACUUAACCUACGCGCAGAAGCUGGAGCUGAGGAGCAAACUUGGCCAGGCCUGGGGCCCUCUCGUGGGCAACCCGACCGGUUCGUACUGCCUGGAUAUGUCGGACAGGAAGCACCUUAUCGCUGCGAAGCGGCUGGCCAUGAUCAACCACGCGGAAAAGGGCCACGGGAUCUCGGGAGCGGCGGGAAGGCAUGACACAAGCCAGAGGGGCUACUGGAACAACUUCCGCAACGAAACCUUUAACGGCCUUCCGUUUGCCGGUCGAGGAAUGGAGGGGCGCUGGUUCGUGAACAAUCCUCCGAAGGGGAAGGUGCGGCUGGACUACGUCUCAACGACUCGCCCCUUCCCGGGGACCAGGCCUCUCAGCGACCGCCGGUUCAGACAGGCAAGAAAGAGCGCGGUUUCUCGGGCCAAGCAGAAAGUACCCAAAGUCACCAUGGGAACGGGUACGGCUACAGCAGCCGGGGAGUCCUUGCUUUGUUCACCCCGCGUAGUGCUCAAACCGCUCACCAUGAUCCCAGCGCUGCCCCAAGUGGAAGGAGAAGGCGGCGGCGUUCGUGGGGACCGGUCGUUUCGGAGUAGAAGCCCCGAUCAAGGAUCGUCGAGUUUAGAGUCCGCGAUUCUGCGGGAGAUGGAGGCCGUGCACGCCAUGGUGAAGGAAGGGCUGCUGAGGUCAAUCACGCCCGAUCAGAUUUUGGCCUUCCACGCCGAGUAUCAUGUUUCGAGCAAAUCCGAGCGAAGACGAGCGUGGGCCAUCGUCGAACUUGGCCACCCUCUUGUGCCCGACGAAGACGUGGAAAUCGGUCCUCGCGGUUCGGUACUAUCGGGAGAAAGCAAAGGAAGUGAGGGCGGCGACAGGGCAGGUUCUCCCCCCGGCGGUGAACUCCCGCCAGACCCCAAGGGUGAAGAUCCGCCUAAUGAAGAGGUGGACGGCGAUCGGGGGGACCAAAAGCAAAACGAGCUCCAUGACGAUCUAGGCGUAGGGAAUGCGGUUGUGAGAGCGGCAUCGCCAAUAGCAGCACCCGGAUCCGGAAAGAAUGAGCCCCCCGACUUGACGGAGUCGAAGCCUAGCUUCGGUGACAAGCAAAAACCGCUGUAUCACAUGCCGCUCAAGUGGCGAAAGGUCAUCGGCAAGCCUCAGUAUGUGCAAGACUAUAAGCUGGCCCUGAGUAAGCUGUGCGAGCUUAAGGUGCAGGUGCUUCAUCACUGGCUCACGGCGAAGCAGGUGAUCACGACCAUGAACUUUUUUCCGAGAUGCGACUUCCUCCGGGUCAUUGUCGCCACCACGCUCUUCGGGCGCCUGGUCGAUCUGGAGGACACCGAUCUAAUUUUGGACGAGUUUACGCAAGCUGAGUCCGACGAGUUUCUGUGGAGGAUAGGCCCCCUAAAUGUUUACAAUCCCAAGAAGCCCGACCGCACCUACGACUUAGACCUCGCGCAUCGAGACGAUCGGGAGGUGUGCAAGGUAUUGGCUAGACUAGCGGUGGGUGAGCCCGGCGAAAAUUGGGUGAACGAGGAGUACAGCUGGUCCUACGCGCAAAGGCCCGUCCCAGGCUGGGAAUUGCCAAUGAGUUGGACCACGCCCGACAGCGCGCACAACGGCGGGCCUAGGCACUGCGGUCGCUUGACCCUACGCUACAGCUCAGAUCCGGCCACGGGGUGCGCGCCGAAGUGGAAGCUGAGAGAGACGCUCAUGGCACAUGUUUUAGCAGGGGAUAACCCUCACAAACUACGGUGA